CAGAACCGUGUGUUGCAACUAAUCACCCCUUGAAAUUGCAUGAUGUCUGCUCUUCUGAAUGGGUUGUGCCACAUUGGGUUCCACGUCCCUGGGGGGCAACAGCUGGUCAAUAACCUGGUGGACAAGUUUGGCUUUGAGUUAUUUGCUACACGGGUGUCAGAUUCAAGCAGGCAGCUGGCUGUCCGAAGAGGGGAUGCAGUUUUCGUUGUCAAUGAAAAGCUGAAGCCAGUAGGGGAAGACAUUCUGCCUAUAUCAUCUUCCAGCCACUGCAAGGAUAAAGGGAUCCUGUAUGAUGUGGACCUAAGGCAUACAGUCAGUACAGCUUCCAACGUUUGCUUUGAGACAGAGGAUGUACCUGUCGUUUCCCAAAUUCUAGAGGAACGAGGCUGCCAGAUCCUUAUACCCCCCACCACUGUAGCAGAUGAAGGUGGCUGUGUCACUUACUCUGUGGUGAAAUCUAUUGUGGGCAAUGUCACUCACACUUUACUUGAUCGAUCACAGUAUCGUGGACCAUUCCUGCCUGGAUUCCAAAUCGUGGAGUGUGCCCCCAAGAAGUUCCAGGAGUCCGGGGAGGUCACACAUUUUGACCAUAUCACCUAUGCUUGUCCCCAAGGUAAUACACAAGCAGUACUGAAUUGGUACAAGCACUGUUUUGGUUUCCAGCGCUUCCUCAUCCACCAGGAAGACGAUCCUGCUGAAGGCUAUAGAAUCCAGGGGGCUGGUGUGGGCCUUCGUCUUAUUGCCAUGAGGUACAACAGGAAUAGCUUGACUCUACGUGAUCAAGACUGCAAAUUUGUUCUGGCUGAGUCACUGCCAGAGCAAAAGAACAACCAGGUGGAUAGUUUCUUAAAGCAGCAUGGUGGAGCUGGCAUCCAACAUGUGGCGCUCUACACCAAAGACAUCAUAAGUACGGCUGCCACCAUGGUAAAGUCUGGAGCAAAAUUUUUCAAACCGCCUUUAUCAUAUUACAGUGAGAAAAAUAAGACACAGGAGAUACAGCAAACUGGGCAAGAUAUUCGGCUUUUGAAGGACUAUGGUAUCCUUCUGGAUGCUGGGGUUGGUGGGCAAGGGGACAACAGUGGCCCUGGUUUUCAUGAGAAGCCAUACCUGAUGCAGAUCUUCACUGAGCCUCUCUUUACAGAGGAGACCUUUUUUCUGGAGCUCAUAGAGCGAUGCAGGGCCACUGGCUUCGGUGAGGGAAAUGUCCGUGCUCUCUGGAAAUCCAUACAGGACCACAUGAACUAA
Elgaria multicarinata webbii is the source of this 1245-nucleotide messenger RNA. It is a transcript of the gene HPDL, whose product is annotated as 4-hydroxyphenylpyruvate dioxygenase like. Lineage: Eukaryota; Metazoa; Chordata; Lepidosauria; Squamata; Anguidae. The transcript has a single exon. Gene Ontology annotation, biological process: aromatic amino acid metabolic process. Gene Ontology annotation, molecular function: 4-hydroxyphenylpyruvate dioxygenase activity. The record is from RefSeq and is a predicted model, not a curated record. Bases 40 to 1245 code for a protein of 401 amino acids.